GUGGUGUCUGGGUGAGCUGAAUUCCCCUCCACAGCCUCGCAGUUUGACGCAUGCGCUUUGGAGUCAAAUCCACACUUAGCCAUUUCCGACGCCACAGAAGAGACAGACUUCAGAUCUUCGAGCAAAAAUCACCUCAAAAUGGACCUCCAAAGCGGCGAUUCUGGCAUCGGGAGCCCCGAUUCGCAGAAAGUGCCGAAGUCCGCGGAAGGGAAGAGCAAAAAACCUGUGGAAAACCAUCUGAACGGGACUCCGAACAACGUUUCACACAAACACUCCGGCCACAAGCACCACCACAAGUCGUCCUCCGGUGACAAACACAAGGAUCCCAACCGGCACAAGCACGACAAGCACGGCGGCGACAAGCCUCGCGAACACAGCAGCAGUGCGGAGAAGAUUAAGGACCCCAACAGGUCGAGCGGGGAGAAACACAGCAGCAGCAAACACAAGGAGCACAGCUCCAAGCCGAAAGACCCAAACAAACCUUCCAAGGACCACUCCUCCAAGCCGAAGGACGGCCACCACAGCGCAGACAAACACAAACACGGCUCGGAGGGGAAACACAAGUCCAGCGGAGACAAGCACAAGGAACGACACAAGGACGGGUCCGCCAAGCACUCCUCCGACAAGCACCGCCCCGACAAGGUCAGGAAGGAAGGCGGCUCGUCUUCAAGUAAACCCAAGUCUUCUGGGGAGGUUAAGGUCAAGACGGAGCCGGGCGUGUCUGAGAAAGGAUCCUCUCCCACCAAACUGGUCAUCAAGAAGGAGAAAGAUGGGUCUCAGCCUGCAGUGAAGAAGGAGCCCCAAGACAGCGAUGAUGACGUUCCCCUGGCGAUGCGAGCACAGGGCGAGAAGCGAGCACACGAGAGCGACUCUGAUGACGAACCCCUGGCUGCCAGGGCUGAGAAGAAGAAGAUCAAGAAGGAGAAGCCUUCAGCAGAGGCGGUUGCUAGGAAACGGAAAGCAGAGAGUGAUGAUGAUGAUGACAAGCCAAUAGCGAAGCCCAAACCCAAGAAGAAGAAAGGGAAGGAGGAGAAGGCAACACCUGAGAAGGGCAAGAAGAAAGCCAAGAAGGAGGAGCCAGAAGUCUGGAAAUGGUGGGAAGAGGGUCCCCGUGAGGAGGGAGUGAAGUGGAAGUUUCUGGAGCACAAAGGGCCCGUUUUCGCCCCCGCCUAUGAGCCGCUGCCCGACAGCGUGGAGUUCCUGUAUGAUGGGAAGCCCAUGAAGCUGAGCGAGGAGACGGAGGAGGUUGCCGGGUUCUUCGGCCGCAUGCUGGACCACGACUACGUCACCAAGGACGCCUUCCGAAAAAACUUCUUCCACGACUGGCGCAAGGUCAUGACCCCUGAGGAACGCAAGGUCAUCACAAACCUGGACAAGUGCGACUUCCGGCAGAUGGACGUCUACUACAAGCAGAAAUCUGAGGAGAGGAAGGCCAUGACUAAGGAGCAGAAACAGGAGAUAAAGAAGCAGAACGAGGCGACGGUGGAGGAGUACGGCUUCUGCAACAUCGACGGCCACAAGCAGCGCAUCGGAAACUUCAAGAUCGAGCCUCCGGGCCUGUUCCGCGGCCGCGGGGACCACCCCAAGAUGGGCAUGCACAAGAAACGGGUCCGGCCGGAGGACGUUAUCAUCAACUGUAGCAAGGACUCAGUGUACCCCAAGGCACCCCCCGGCCACAAGUGGAAGGAGGUUCGACACGACAACUCCGUAACGUGGCUGGCCAGCUGGUCGGAGAACAUCCAGGGCUCCAUCAAGUACGUCAUGCUCAACGCAACAUCCAGACUCAAGGGUGAGAAGGACUGGAUGAAGUACGAGACAGCGCGGAAGCUGCACAAGUGCGUGGACCGGAUCCGGGCGCAGUACCGCGAGGAGUGGAAGUCCAAGGAGAUGAGGAUACGGCAGCGAGCCGUGGCGCUCUACUUCAUCGACAAGCUCGCCCUGAGAGCGGGUAACGAGAAGGACUCAGACGAGGCGGCAGACACGGUCGGCUGCUGCUCUCUGCGUGUCGAGCACAUCAACCUUCACCGCGAACACGAGGGCAAGGAGUUCGUGGUCGAGUUUGACUUCCUGGGAAAAGAUUCCAUCCGCUACCACAACUUCGUGGCUGUGGAGAAGAAGGUGUUUAAGAACCUGCAGCUGUUCAAGGAGAACAAGUCGGACGGAGACGACCUGUUCGACCGGCUGAACACGACGAUCCUGAACAAGCACCUGCAGGACAUGAUGGAGGGUCUGACGGCCAAGGUCUUCAGGACGUACAAUGCCUCCAACACACUACAGCAACAGCUGCAGCUCCUCACCAACAGUGAGGACUCUGUAGCUGCCAAGAUUCUGUCGUACAACCGAGCGAACCGCGCCGUGGCCAUCCUCUGCAACCAUCAGCGCUCCGUGCCCAAAACAUUCGAGAAGUCCAUGAGCAACCUGCAGGCAAAGAUAGACAAGAAGAAGGAAGACAUCAAGAAGUCCAGGAAGGAGUACAAGGGGCUGAAGGCCGACUACAAGCACAAACGAGACGCCAAGACAGCGGGGAUGUUGGAGCGUAAGAAGAAGCAGAUGGAACGUCUGGAGGAGCAGCUCAUGAAGCUGGAGGUGCAGGCCACUGACAAGGAGGAGAACAAAGAGAUCGCUCUCGGCACCUCCAAGCUCAACUACCUGGACCCACGCAUCUCUGUGGCAUGGUGUAAGAAGUGGGAAGUCCCAGUGGAGAAGAUCUACAAUAAGACGCAGCGGGACAAGUUUGCCUGGGCCCUCGACAUGGCCGACGAGACCUUCGAGUUCUAACCAAGCCUCUUCAAGACGCCCUCCAAGGAGUCUGCCGUCUUCUCAA
This is a messenger RNA of Branchiostoma floridae (Florida lancelet), 2824 nucleotides long. RefSeq names its product DNA topoisomerase I, mitochondrial-like. The transcript has 20 exons. NCBI's taxonomy places the organism in Eukaryota, Metazoa, Chordata, Leptocardii, Amphioxiformes, Branchiostomatidae. Bases 139 to 2778 code for a protein of 879 amino acids. The record is from RefSeq and is a predicted model, not a curated record. Gene Ontology annotation, cellular component: nucleolus; chromosome. Gene Ontology annotation, molecular function: DNA binding; DNA topoisomerase type I (single strand cut, ATP-independent) activity. Gene Ontology annotation, biological process: DNA replication; DNA topological change; chromosome segregation.